Messenger RNA from Arachis duranensis, 2683 nucleotides. RefSeq names its product SPX domain-containing membrane protein At4g22990. Bases 287 to 2383 code for a protein of 698 amino acids. The record is from RefSeq and is a predicted model, not a curated record. Gene Ontology annotation, cellular component: plant-type vacuole membrane. Gene Ontology annotation, molecular function: transmembrane transporter activity. NCBI's taxonomy places the organism in Eukaryota, Viridiplantae, Streptophyta, Magnoliopsida, Fabales, Fabaceae. The transcript is spliced from 11 exons. Gene Ontology annotation, biological process: transmembrane phosphate ion transport from cytosol to vacuole.
UGCGCAGGUUUUGGAUGUUGGAAAAAAAAAAGGCUUUUUUAUUUUUAUUUUUAAUUACUGGAGUUGGAUUCAAACAUGUUCAGGGAACUUUGGCUUUUGCAAGGGAUUGAUAGUUAAUACUUGUUUGCUUAAUUCAAGUUGUUUCUCGUGAAGAACUUUUUUUUCCCAAAAAAACACACACAUACUUUUGAGAGCUUUAUAAUUGUAUUAGGUUGUCCAAAAUCGAUUCAGAUUAGUUACAUUCUAUUGAAUUAUCGAUAUUUACGGUUUAAUCUCGAAGAGAAAGAUGGUUGCCUUUGGAAAGAAGUUGAAAGACAGACAAAUUCAAGAAUGGCAGGGAUAUUAUAUAAACUACAAACUCAUGAAGAAGCGAGUAAGGCAAUAUGCUCAGCAAAUUCAACUCGGAACACAAGAUCGCCGCCAUGUGCUCAAGGAUUUCUCCCGAAUGCUAGAUAAUCAGAUUGAGAAGAUUGUCCUUUUCCUUUUGGAGCAACAAGGGAUUUUGGCAAGCAGGAUAUCGAAGCUUGGAGAGCAGCAUGAUGCUCUUCUGCAGGAACCUGAAAUACAUAAAAUGUCUGAACUGCGAGAAGCUUAUAGAGAAGUGGGACAAGACCUAUUAAAGCUUCUUUUCUUUGUUGAGAUGAAUGCUAUUGGUUUGCGCAAGAUAUUGAAGAAGUUUGACAAACGUUUUGGCUAUAGAUUCACUGAUUAUUAUGUUAAAACUCGUGCGAAUCAUCCUUACUCUCAGCUGCAACAAGUGUUCAAGCAUGUGGGAAUAGGAGCUGUUGUGGGAGCCUUAUCUCGUAAUCUUCAUGAACUUCAGAACCGUCAAGGGAGCUAUUUAUCAAUUUAUGAUCAACCUACCCUUCCUCUCCAGGAUCCUGUCAUUGAUUCAAUAAAAGCAGCGGUUGACAGGUUAACUAACUCAACAAACUUCCUUAACUUUUUGGGGCAACAUGCUCUGAUUAUGCAAGAAGAGCUGCCAACCCCUACGGAGGAACAUGUUGAUGAUGAAAGAUACCAUUUCAUGUCUCUUAUCCUGAACUUGGCAAACACAUUUUUGUAUAUGGUCAAUACAUAUAUUAUUGUCCCUACAGCAGAUGACUACUCUAUGAGCCUUGGGGCUGCACCAACAGUUUGUGGUAUUGUAAUUGGGGCGAUGGCUGUUGCUCAGGUGUUCUCUUCGGUAUAUUUUAGUGCGUGGUCAAAUAGAUCAUACUUCAGACCUCUUGUCUUCAGUAGCAUAACUCUCUUUCUUGGAAAUAUCCUGUAUGCAUUGGCAUACGAUGCUCGUUCGUUAUGGAUUCUCUUGAUUGGUCGUGUGUUCUGUGGAUUGGGUUCUGCCAGAGCCGUUAAUAGGCGUUAUAUCAGUGACUGUGUGCCUCUCAAAAUCCGGAUGCAAGCAUCGGCUGCUUUCGUUAGUGCCAGCGCUCUUGGCAUGGCUUGUGGUCCUGCAUUAGCUGGCAUAUUGCAGACAGAUUUUAAGAUUUACAAGCUUACAUUUAAUCAAAAUACGUUGCCCGGUUGGGUUAUGGGUGUUGCUUGGCUGAUAUAUCUCAUAUGGUUGUGGAUCACUUUCAAGGAACCUUCUCAUGAACCCGUAGAGAAUGAGGAUCACGUGAAUAAUCAUCAACCAAAUGAUGAAGUGAACAAUGCACUUGAACAAGGCCUAAAACAGCCAUUGCUGAUUACUUCGGAUGAUAAGGGAGAUGAAGAAGCCGAUCAAGAUUAUGAUGAUAGUGAAGAAGCUUCAGAAGAAUCUCGUCUACCAGCGACUUCAAUUCGGUCUGCAUACAGACUGCUCACUCCAUCUGUGAAGGUUCAGUUAUUGAUAUAUUUUAUGCUCAAAUAUGUAAUGGAGAUUUUACUAUCGGAAUCUAGUGUGAUCACAACAUACUACUUUAACUGGUCAACAAGCAGAGUUGCACUUUUUCUCGCAUGCCUCGGAUUGACUGUUCUUCCUGUAAACAUUGUUGUUGGAAGCUAUAUAAGCAACAUGUUUGAGGACAGGCAAAUUCUGUUGGUAUCGGAAAUUAUGGUUUGCAUUGGUGUACUCCUUAGCUUCCAUUUGAUUAUUCCAUACUCCGUGCCACAAUACAUAUGUUCUGGCCUCCUUUUGUUUGUUUCGGCAGAAGUACUUGAAGGUGUCAACUUGUCACUGCUUUCGCGAGUUAUGUCCUCAAGGCUUUCUCGUGGAACCUACAACGGAGGGCUCUUGUCGACCGAGGCUGGAACAAUUGCGAGAGUUAUAGCAGACGCAACCAUCACCCUGGCCGGUUACUUGGGUGAGAGUAAUCUCCUUAAUGUCACACUGCUUCCUUCACUCUUCAUUUCCAUAGCCUCCAUCUUAGCAACAUGCUAUACCUACAAUUCAUUAUAUUAGUUUAUGUUCCUGAGUUUCUCUGAGGCUGAGAUGGUAAGAGUAGAAUGCUCUUCAACAUGACCUCACUUAUUAUCUGUCAUUCUUUGUCUCCAGUCCAUAAUUUUGAUUAGUUAAGUGAUUGUGGCUACAUAAGGUAGAAGUAGUAGCUAGUCUUUCAUUAUGUAGGGUGACAAAAUGUGAAUUAUUGGCCGAAUAGAUUCCUUAAUUGUCACUAAUUUUUCUGUGAUAAUUAACUUGGUUUAAUUUUCUUAGAUGUUCUAAACUAAAUAAUAUGUUGCGCCAUGGUGUGCUUUUUUUUUU